UUCACCCCGCCUGUAUUCCCAUACACCACGUGGAGGAGUGAUGAAGGGAAAAGCCAUUUUUAAUUAGAUGCAGCACACACAUAUCCAUCCUAACUAAUUUGUACAUAGACCCCCUGAAGCAGCUCUGUGAGUUUACCUAUCUCUUUAGCCUGUUUAUUUAGGGUGUGUGUGUGUGUGUGUGUGAACUCUAGGCCUGCACGAUGCUUAAGAUGUUGUAGGAGGUGACGCUGAAAUACAAAAAUUUCAAGACGUUUGAAAGGCCACGUAAUCUCCGACCGCCCAGAGAGCGCGCGAGCUCAUUUACAACACAGCCGGGGUCCUUAUCACGCACGCAUAUUAAAGACGUACUACAUCAAUGCUGCCUUCACUUGCUCAUCAGGUUGUAAUUACAAUACGAAAUCUUUGCGUUCAUGUACACUGCUAAUGUUGUCCGUUUGAGUGUCCUGGUUUAUUUAUUUAUUUUUGUGUCUUUCUAACAUUUCCCUGCAAUGCAGAAAUGUACAAGCAAAAGCUUACAGGUGUAAGUGUAUUUGUAGUCGUGUCUUUGGUUUUUAAUCAGUGACAACUACACGUUGUGUUAAUACAAACAAAUUAAUAAAUUAUUGCCAUCGACCACUAACCUUCAGUUCCUUCGCAGUGACCAAAAAGGUUAUGAAGAACCAGACACUUAUGAUCACAAUGAUUUCCCAAGCUCACACGGGAAUAGAUGAUUUUGUGCGACGUUGAUCGGAAACUAGCAUUUACUGCAAUUCAGGUCGCAUGUGAAUGUAGCAUAAUGAAGUAUAUACUUCACGAAAGCGCCAAAUAUUUGAUAUCCAUUUAACGGUUUUGGAAAUGUCAGCCAUGUCCAUGAAUGAGUACAGCCUGAUCUGUAAUUUCCCCAAGUGUCGAGGCAGGUUGAGCGGCUUCGCCUGGGUGACGGCCUGCUCUCAUGUCUUCUGUGAUCGGCACGGCUCCGGUGAGUUCAGCCGCACUCCGGCCAUCUGCCCUGCCUGCUCCUCUGCCCUGUCAGGAAAACUGGACAUCGUGCGCACUGAGCUGGCGCCUUCAGAGCAGUACAAGGCCAUGGUUUUGGUAGGAUUGCGACCUGAGACCAUUCUGGAUAUCAGCCAUCGAGCACUGGCCUUUUGGACAUACCAGGUAAACCAAGAAAGGUUGCUUACGGAGUACAGUUUGUCUCGAGCAGAAGUGCAAGUUGGCCGAAUGGAGAAGUUGAUGGCACAGCAAAACCAAUCCAAAGAGCAUGAGCUGAAUGCAAUGCGAGAGGAGAUUGCAUCACUCAAUAAGAGGCUGGAGGAAUAUAAGCGAAAAUAUAGUGAAGUUUCAGAGCUUCUGGUGAAGAGAAACAGACAGUAUCAGAAGCUUCAGGGGCUGUUUGAGACUGUGACACUACGCACCAUGGAGGCUUCUGACAAAGACGGACUGAACCAGGCUGCCCAUGUUUUCCCAUCUGGAGUAAUUAGACAGCGCUCUGCCCACACCACUCCUCCUUUCUUAGCUGUGGGUCCAGAAAGUGACAAGCUCUUCCCUUCUUUCCUAGAACCAGAGAGCUUCAAGAGCUUUUUCCAAUUUAGCUCUCCACCAAGAGAGAAAGGGCAUUCCUUUCUAAAGAAAAACUAACGGUUUGGUAUGCAUCUGUAUUUUCUCCAUUACACUGUUAUAUUCUUGGCAUACAUGUUGAUGUACAAUUUGCAACUGUUAAAUUACUUAAUUCCCUGCAGUGUUCACCGCAAAGAUGUUUAUAGAUAAUAAAGUAGUUUGGACUGGUGUCAACAAAAUAUGCUGCUAAUUUAUGAUCUUAUGACAAGUUGGUUUUUUACAUUUUUUUAUUAUUUCAUGUUAACUCAAGCAGGAGUGUACUUUAUUUUCAAGACGAUUCUUCUCUCUCUCCCCUGCUGUCUUUUAUUUCUCUCUGUUGCUACAGUGUGUGUGGGCUAUGUGCAGCAUAAUACAGUUGAGACUGCAAGUAGCCUAGUUUAGCACUUGCAGCAAUUUUGUCCAUGUUCUUAAUAAGCGAGGGCAGAAACUUUAGGCGGUGGAAAGUAAUAGUUAUUAUAGAUGGUGGCAAUUGUCAGUUUGUCACACAGCUAGUUAGAAAAUAUUAAGGUUCAAUUCAGAGGUCUAAUGUAAUCUCUGCCCACUCUUCUCCACG
Ictalurus furcatus (blue catfish) is the source of this 2152-nucleotide messenger RNA. RefSeq names its product E3 ubiquitin-protein ligase CCNB1IP1. Gene Ontology annotation, molecular function: ubiquitin protein ligase activity. NCBI's taxonomy places the organism in Eukaryota, Metazoa, Chordata, Actinopteri, Siluriformes, Ictaluridae. The record is from RefSeq and is a predicted model, not a curated record. Gene Ontology annotation, biological process: reciprocal meiotic recombination. Gene Ontology annotation, cellular component: synaptonemal complex. The transcript has 5 exons. The coding region runs from base 835 to 1620 and encodes 261 amino acids.